This is a messenger RNA of Physella acuta, 1087 nucleotides long. RefSeq lists its product as uncharacterized. The record is from RefSeq and is a predicted model, not a curated record. NCBI's taxonomy places the organism in Eukaryota, Metazoa, Mollusca, Gastropoda, Physidae. Gene Ontology annotation, molecular function: protein heterodimerization activity.
AUGACGUGCCCUCUGUUGCCAAGAAGUCCAAGACUACAAGACAAGAAGCCAUUUCUUCCGCUCCCACUAAAUUAUUCUAUCAUCACCAAACACCCAGAAUUGUUCAAAGAUGGCGCCAAGCAGACGUCGGCCCACCGCUAGAGGACGGAGGACCACAGUCAGGAGGAGGAGGCCCGCAGCUCGACAGUCGAGAAACAGCUACCAAGGUCGACGAAGGCGCAGCUCCACCCCCAAACGUAAACGCCGGAGCAAACUGCCAGAGUUUGAGUAUCCUAAGACAGUCCCAAAGAACAUGCAGGACGUCAAGUUCAACUCUUACAUCAAGAAGGUGUCGAAGCGCAUACAGCCCUAUCACAUCCUGAACGGGAAGUCGGUCAGGAUGAUAGACGCCCUAUUAAAAAACGCCCUGCACAGUAUCGCCAACCAAGCCAAAACCAAGAUGGGACGGAGGAAAGUUCUCAAGCCCCCCAUCAUCACUCGAGCCCUGAGGAAAAUGAUCCCCAAAUCUAUCUUGGAAAGAGCCCACGAGCAUGCUCAGCGAGCCCUGGACAAGUACGAGUCACGAACAAGGCGGUAUUAAACUCCGGUUCUGUUGUCCAGACUUCUUGGACGUUCGCGUAAUAGAUUAGUAGAUCUUCAAUAAAGACACCAGGAUCCAUCUUUCACGUCAUCAAGUCUAGUGCUCAUCACAUGUUUCAUGCCCUGAGGAUAGAAUCAAAUUGUGAUAGAUCAAUAGGUGGAUAUCAUCGCAGAUUGGUAGAAGUAAAUUUGACUCGUAUAAAGGUGAUUGGUUGAAAAAAUGGGCGCGGAAGUGACGUAUGCCGACAACAUUGAUGACUUCAUUGACCAGUAUGUUGAUAUCUAGUUUCUUGGCCUUAGGAGUGGGUGAAGUCUGCGGCAUGUGUUUUGUGAGUAAUGGCACCUACGACAUCUUUGUGAAAUUGUGACAUCUUUGUGAAUUUGUGACAUCUUUGUGAAUUUGUGACAUCUUUGUGAAUUUGUGACAUCUUUGUGAAUUUGUGACAUCUUUGUGAAUGUGCGACAUCCGCAUUAAUUAGACAUUGAAAUAAACAUGCACAUAAAGGGA